Aspergillus steynii IBT 23096 is the source of this 1017-nucleotide messenger RNA. RefSeq names its product 5'-methylthioadenosine/S-adenosylhomocysteine nucleosidase family protein. Lineage: Eukaryota; Fungi; Ascomycota; Eurotiomycetes; Eurotiales; Aspergillaceae. The record is from RefSeq and is a predicted model, not a curated record. The coding region runs from base 1 to 1017 and encodes 338 amino acids. The transcript has a single exon. Gene Ontology annotation, biological process: nucleoside metabolic process. Gene Ontology annotation, molecular function: catalytic activity.
AUGACGAUCACCAGCUUGGAGAGUAACCAAUGCUACACUGUUGGCUGGAUCGCAGCUCUCCCCAACGAGCGCGCCGCCGCCACAAAGAUGCUCGAAGUCAUCCAUGAAAGACCCCGCGACUUUACCAAAGUAAACAACGACCCCAACGCCUACAGCUGGGGAAGUAUCGGCAAACACAACGUCGUCAUCGCGUCUUUGCCCGCUGGCGUCUACGGAAAGGUAUCAGCCACGACGACCGCGUCAUACAUGCUCGCGUCUUUCCCUAACAUCCGAAUCGGUCUCCUGGUUGGCAUCGGGGCAGCAGUGCCCGAGAGCAAGGAUAUUCGCCUUGGAGAUGUGGUCGUUAGCCAGCCCGAUGGUACCAGUGGCGGAGUGGUGCAAUAUGACCUCGGCAAGCUCAGGCCCAAUGGCACUUUCGAACGCAAAGGGUCACUGAAUGCUCCUCCGACGGCUCUGCUUUCAGCGCUUAGCCUGAUCCAAUCAAAUCACCAAACUCGAAACAACUACAUAGCUCAAUACGUCGAGGAAAUGCUCGAGAGAAAUCCUUACAUGCGCGACCCCGAUGAUGAUGAGAUGAUGCCGUAUGGGCGCCCGGAUUCUACUAGCGAUAAGCUAUUCGAGGACUGUUACAACCACGUUGGGCCGGAUAGCUGUUGCUGCUGCGACACUGGGUAUCUCAAGUCGCGCAAGCCGCGAAGGACCACCGCGCCGCGGAUCUUCUACGGGGUCAUUGCUUCCGGCGACAAGGUUGUUAAAGAUCCGACGGCCCGGAAAGCCAUUAUCGAGGACGCUGGGGAGAGAUGCUUCUGUAUUGAGAUGGAGGCAGCGGGGUUGAUGAACAGCUUCCCUUGCCUUGUCAUUCGGGGCAUUUGUGAUUACGCAGACACGCAUAAGAACGACCUCUGGCAUAACUACGCGGCCUCGACCGCUGCUGCGUAUGCGAAGGAGUUUCUGCAGGGGAUUGACGCCGGCGAUGUGGACAAGACACCGAAGGCAACCGAUACAGUGAAGGGUUAG